Messenger RNA from Megalobrama amblycephala (Wuchang bream), 1391 nucleotides. RefSeq lists its product as uncharacterized. The record is from RefSeq and is a predicted model, not a curated record. NCBI's taxonomy places the organism in Eukaryota, Metazoa, Chordata, Actinopteri, Cypriniformes, Xenocyprididae. The transcript is spliced from 7 exons. The coding region runs from base 1 to 1341 and encodes 446 amino acids.
AUGCCCCUGAACGCUUGUGAGACUUUACUCUUGGAGACUUCACCAGUGUACACUGUAAAAACAUGGUUGAGGACAAAGCUUGUUUCCAGUGACUCCACAAGCAGUCCAGAGUUCAUCCAGGAGCUUCUCCCGUCUGCAGAGCGAACGGCUCUCCUCUAUCAUCUCUCUUACCUGUGUUUGGGAAACUUCCCAAAGCUGGAGCGUCUGCUCAGAGAGAGAGCUGUUGAAACACAAAUGCUGUUCGGAUCUUCUGAGGCUCUUCUGAUGAAGUGUGUAGGAACCAGUGAAAACCUUGUCAAAUCGCUGCUGCCCAGUCUGAAGGUGGCUGCAGAGAAAAACAAACCAGAAUUCGCACUGAAAUUCCUAGAAAAAGCCAAAGGAUGGAUCAAUUCCAUCAUAACGGAUGUUAAAGAAAUUGUGAAGAGAUAUGAUAAACAUAACAGUGAUGUAGCCACAACAACCAGUGACAUCAUCACUGAAAAGGAAGAGACCGAGAAGAAGCAGCAGCAGCAAACCAGUGAGAUGGAGGAGCUUCAGAAGAUUAUUGAUGGUCUGGAAGAAAACCUUGGUAAAAUCAGUAAAGAGAUAGAAGACUAUGAGAAAAAGAUUGAGGUGAAAAAUGCAGAGAUACAUGAAUUCAUCAGCAGCAUCACCGACACCAAGGAAGAACAGACGACGCAGAUGCCUGGUGUGACGCCCACGAUGGGAUCAAGUGUUGCUAUAUUUGCAAUGAUUGUGCCAUUUGUGGAAAGUGUUAUGGGUUACAUUUCCAAAAUGGUGAUGGCUACUUCACAGGAAUCUAUGGUCAGAUCUCUUUGUGCUGGUUUAUCUGAGCUCACCACAGCACAGCAACAUCUGAAAGAACGAGAGUGGGACAUCCAGAACCAGCUGAUGGACAACCAGCUGAAGCUGGCCAAAUUAAAAAUUGAAAACGGUCAGUUGCCCAGCGUCACACACCUUGAUGAGGUCCAGAAGUGUCUGUCUCGCAUCCAGCAAAUCUUGAUUCAGCUUCAGAAGUUCUGGGAGAAAGUGGGAUCUUUGCUGGACACGCUGAAGGAAAGGACUUUCGCUGGGGAUGUUUGGAUUGAGGAGCUUGAAGAUCUGAAGGAAGAGUUCCUGGAGUCCAUCACCGCAGCUAAAGAGGGAUGGACAAAGUUUGGCAACAGCUGCAAGAAGGCCAACAACAUCUUCAGCAUUCAGGUGAAUGAAGCCUACAAGUUUCUGGAGAUCAAUCCUUCAUCUCUGUCUAAAGAAGAGUGGCAGAAAGAGUAUGAGAGCGUGAAAGAGAAACUACAGAAAAUCAGACCAAACGCUGGCAAUCCUGCAGCCAUUACGCUGUGAGAUCUACAAAGAUGAUUAACCAGGAAAUAUUCUGCUUUCUUUCAUAUUAA